Messenger RNA from Copidosoma floridanum, 1929 nucleotides. RefSeq names its product nicotinic acetylcholine receptor beta2 (gene nAChRbeta2). Gene Ontology annotation, molecular function: transmembrane signaling receptor activity; acetylcholine-gated monoatomic cation-selective channel activity. Gene Ontology annotation, biological process: monoatomic ion transmembrane transport. The record is from RefSeq and is a predicted model, not a curated record. Lineage: Eukaryota; Metazoa; Arthropoda; Insecta; Hymenoptera; Encyrtidae. Gene Ontology annotation, cellular component: postsynaptic membrane.
UCGCCCGACGCGCACCGCAAAAGGACAAGCGCCCAUCCUUCCCUCCGGGGCCUUACGAGGAGCGCCCGGAGAUGCACCGGGUCCUCCUACUCGCAGCCACCGUCGUCGCUGUAGCCCUCGCUGAUGGUUUUCACCCGGAAAUCAAAAGCUUCGAGGCGAAUCCUGACGCUAAACGGCUGUACGAUGAUUUACUGUCCAAUUACAACAGGCUCAUUCGGCCGGUCAUUAACAACACCGAGACCCUCACGGUAUGGAUGAGAGUCAAAUUAUCCCAGCUCAUUGAGAUGAACUUGAAAAAUCAGCUGAUGACGACGAAUGUCUGGGUCGAACAGAAAUGGGUCGAUUACAAGCUGCGCUGGGACCCGGAGGAGUACGGCGGCGUGCAGAUGCUGUACGUACCCUCGGAGAACAUAUGGCUGCCCGACAUCGUCAUGUACAACAAUGCGGACGGGAAUUACGAGGUGACGCUGAUGACGAAGGCCACGGUGAGCUACACGGGCGAGGUCCAGUGGAAUCCACCGGCCAUCUACAAGUCCUCGUGCGAGAUCAACGUCGAGUACUUUCCGUUCGACGAGCAGUCCUGCUACAUGAAGUUCGGCUCGUGGACCUACAAUGGCAUUCAGGUACGUGUGUACGUAAGGGUAUGGUCAUACUUCCAUCAGGUGGAUUUGAAGCACAUGGACCAGGAGUCCGGGAGCAACGUGGUGCAAACUGGAAUUGAUUUGAGCGAGUUUUACCUGUCGGUCGAGUGGGACAUACUCGAGGUGCCGGCCUUGAGGAACGAGGAGUACUACCCCUGCUGUAACGAACCUUACGCCGAUAUUACUUUCAACAUUAAAAUGAGAAGAAAGACGUUAUUCUACACGGUCAAUCUGAUCAUACCUUGCGUGGGUAUUACCUUCCUCACGGUUUUGGUCUUUUACUUGCCAAGCGAUUCUGGGGAAAAAGUCUCGCUGUGUUCCUCGAUUCUUCUGUCGUUGACCGUGUUUUUCUUGCUAUUGGCAGAAAUAAUACCGCCGACGUCGCUCGCUAUCCCACUGCUCGGCAGAUACCUACUCUUCACGAUGAUACUCGUCUCCCUGUCCAUGUGGCUGACCGUCUGCAUCCUCAAUGUCCACUUCCGAUCACCGUCGACGCACGACAUGUCGCCGUGGGUGCGCUCGGUGUUUCUCCACUGGAUGCCUCGGAUCCUCAUGAUGCGCCGGUCGCCUUACUCGACGCCGGAUUACGACGAUACCUACUUGGACAGCGGAUACACCAACGAGAUGGACUUGAGCAGCUUCCGCGACAGCAUCAGCGAGUACCCAUCCGAGUCCAAGGGCAGCCCCGACGGCUUCGAGAGCGUCACCGCGGCCUACAAGAACAUCCGCGACGAGGAGAUGCGCCACAUACCCCACGCCUCCGUGACCGACAGCGAGAACACGAUGCCGAGACAUCUGUCGCCGGAGAUUUCGUCGGCCCUCCAAGCGGUCAGAUUUAUCGCGCAACACAUCAAAAACUCGGACAAGGACAACGAGGUUAUUGAGGAUUGGAAAUACGUGGCCAUGGUACUUGACAGAUUUUUCCUGUGGGUCUUCACGCUGGCGUGUAUCAUCGGUACAGCAGGAAUAAUUUGCCAAGCGCCAAGCCUUUACGACACAAGGGUGCCUAUAGACCGUCAACUGUCAAGUAUACCAUUACGAAAGGCCAAUACGAUGCUUCCCGAAAUUGGAGCUAAUUACAUGCUCCCACCUCAGUCAUUUAUGGAUAACUAAACGAAACCUUUUUCUGCGACCAACGAAAACCAACCCAUAAACAAUGCGCACAAAAACGAAUUCAUCACAUGGUUCCAUCAUAAUAUAUGUACGCUACAUUUCAUACUGAGAAAAAUAUUAUUAUUGACAAAUAAUGAUAUUAAUAAUUGUAAUAAAGAAUUUUGGUUAAAUCUAA